Molecule: messenger RNA, 153 nt
Organism: Laccaria bicolor S238N-H82
Lineage: Eukaryota; Fungi; Basidiomycota; Agaricomycetes; Agaricales; Hydnangiaceae
Exons: 2
Coding region: 1-153 (50 amino acids)
Source: RefSeq, a predicted model, not a curated record
AUGAACCAAAGGUUUACAAGACUCCCACAGGCGGCGUGGGUGUCCCCUUCAUCAGAUGGUGAAUGCGACUACAGCGCUAGGGUUCUUCACCUUCCGGACUAUCUUUUUACUUGCCCACCAAGUUAUUUCCCCCCAGGCCUCGUACUUACAUGA